This is a messenger RNA of Astrephomene gubernaculifera, 1770 nucleotides long. The record is from the annotation of a GenBank genome assembly. NCBI's taxonomy places the organism in Eukaryota, Viridiplantae, Chlorophyta, Chlorophyceae, Chlamydomonadales, Astrephomenaceae.
GGUUUCCGCACCCAAUUUUCCUGUCCUUCUAAAAUUAUUACAUAUACUCCUUCGCUUCAAACAUGCGCGGCGUUUCACAGCGACCGCGCUGCACGGCGCCACGGGUCCGCGAGGGGCCACAAUUCGCGUCGGCCUCCCGCGCUCUCCGCGUCCGAGCGGCUGCCAAUGCUCCUCAGCCGAACCAAGGAGGUGAAGCCCCACCAGCCCCACCCAGCCCCCUCAUCUCCCGCCGGCAGCUGCUCUCCCUGCCCGCCCCGCUGCUCCUGCUGGGGGCAGGCGCACUGCUGCAGCCGGCAGCGGCGCUGCUGCCCGCUCCUGCAGCCCCUGCGGCGCAUGCUGCUGCUGCUGCUGCUGCGGGUGGCAUCGGGGCGGGCAGCAGCGGACCGGUGCUUCCCUCGCCGGAGGUGAAGGCGGCGGUGGAUAAGGCCCUGGCGAAAGCCGUCACCAAGGGCAAGGCCGCUGUGGCCCUACGGCUGCCCUUCCACGACGCGGGCACCUUCAGCGGCUCGCAGGGCGGGGGCGGACUGAACGCCUCCGUGCGCUUCGAGCUGGACCGACCCGAGAACAUGGGGCUCAAGCGGGGCUGGAGGAUCGUGGAGCAGCUCCGAGGCGAUCUGCGCGGCACCCCCGCGGACGGCUGCGUCAGUGACGCCGACCUGGUCGCACUUGCUGGCGCAUUCGCGGUGCGACUGUGCGGCGGUCCCGACAUCGCGGUGCCCAUUGGGCGGCCGGUGGCGGCGGGCGCCGACCCGGCGGGUCGCAUGCCGGGCGAGACGUUCAGUGCGGAGCAGCUGAAGGCGGCGUUCGCGGACAAGGGGCUGAGCGUGCAGGAGAUGGUGGCGCUGUCAGGCGCCCACACCCUAGGCUCAAAGGGCUUCGGCGACCCAGUCCGCUUCGACAACGAGUACUACACCUCACUGCUGCGCCGCCCCUGGACCAACCCCGACGACCCCAUGGCCUCCAUGAUCGGGCUGCCCUCCGACCACGUGCUGCCGGACGACCCAGACUGCCUGCCGUACAUCCGGACCUACGCGGAGGACCAGGACGCCUUCUUCCGUGACUUUGCGGCGGCGUAUGUGAAGAUGUGUGCGCUGGGGGUGCCGGGCUGGGCGUGAGGAGGUGUGAGGCGGGAUAGGGUGGGAGAUGGAGAUGGUGGAACAACGGGAUCGCAUUUGGGUGCAAGGCAGUGGGAAGAGGAGGCGCAGCAGGAUGGCGGGGUGCUGACGCGAAGAUCAGGCUGCGGGCUUACAUUAGUCAGAUUGCAUGGUCAUAAGGUUUACUAUAUGCAUGGCAAAUUGGCAAUAUGCGGGGUAAGACGCAGAGUGGUGAUUAACAGCAUGCAAACGUCACAGCGUACAACGAAUGGUUAAUCGUGAAGGUGUGUUAGGGACACAAGCAGCGCACCCCAUCUCCCUACCCACCGCCUCCCUAGCCCCCAAAGCGCCCCGUCAACGUUAGUGGGACAUCUUGCGCUGGUUGGGUGUGCUGGUCCCUCUCUGCGAGCUGCAAUUGAAAGCUUCACCUGCCUUCGUUAAGCCUUAGGAGUUUGUAAGGAGUCGAGGAUGGGCCGUCACUGCGAUGUGGCCAUGUGGCCCUUUUGAAGGGCCGUUGGAAGUCGGUGUCAGGAAGUGCCAGCAGGGAGUGACAUGAAGUUACCUGGUUCGGCACAUUCGUGCUUCAGCAGGUAACGGGUGUGAAGGGUUUGUGCGUUGGCCACAACAAUCAAUGCGUGUCCGCCUCUCUAGUACUGUAAUGUGAGACGCGCUGUCA